Messenger RNA from Staurois parvus, 1182 nucleotides. NCBI's taxonomy places the organism in Eukaryota, Metazoa, Chordata, Amphibia, Anura, Ranidae. The record is from the annotation of a GenBank genome assembly.
CCUUCCAUCCCCUCCGCAGUCACAGCAAAUAUGGCAUCUGGGAGAGUGACUCUAAUAACAGUAUUUUUCUGGCUGUGUUUGUUUGGAGGCCUUUGUGAUCAGAAUGUCUAUCCUAAAGUGGGCACCCUCUUUGUGCACAAGCUGGAUGCUGAGGAUUACCAACAACAAUUCCUGAAUAAAUCAGGUAAUGAGCGAAUUCAACCUAUCUCUGUUCAUGCUAACUUGGAAGGGUUCCCAGACUUGCCUGGAUGGCUGCGUUAUACCCAGCGUUCCCCAUGGCACAGUGGAUAUCUAUAUGGCUCCCCAACUAACCCAGGGAAACAAGUCAUAGAAAUCAAAGUGUAUAAUAAACACACAUUUGAAAUGCUUCGAGAAAAGAUCAUUUUCCAUAUCCGUUCUGCAGAUGAAGCGCCACCCCCGUUCCGAGCUGAGUUUUUGGUUGAAAACAUGGACGUGGAGGAGAUGCUGCCACCAGAAGCUCAGCACAACUUUCAGGUUCCCCUACUGGCGGUUUGGGAUACCCAGAGACUGUCUAUCAUUAAUAUCACAUCAGCAUUGGACAAAGGAGGAAGGGUACCUCUCCCACUUCCAGGACUUAAAGAAGGGGUCUUUGUAAAUGUGGGAUCUGUUGUCCCUUUUCCAAAGUGCUUUACAGACGCCCAAAGUCCCGAGAUCCGACAGAAGUGCCAGCAGGGACAGAAGCCGAUGUUCUGCCAGGAACUUCUACGAAACGACUUUGUCAUAGACUGGUGCAAUGUGAGCUUGGUUGAUAAAUUGGAGCCAUCUCCCUCUCCUCCUAUCUAUAAAGCCCUGGAAUUCGAAGGAGACUUUAAUCCGCCUCCUGACACCCUGGAGGAAAUCAACUACCUCCCUGCUUACCUGCUCACCCUUUUACUUCCCACGCUGAUCGCUCUGCUGCUGUGUCUGCUGCUCUCUUACAUCAUGUGCUGCCGUAGAGAGGGGGUAGAGAAGAGAGAUGCCAAUACAGCUGAGCUCCAGUUGGUUCAUCAGCAGUCCAUCUUCUCCAACACGGAAGAACUUCGGAAGAUGGCUGCCAAUCGGGAUGUUCCACGACCACUCUCCACAUUGCCAAUGUUUAAUGCUCGAACUGGUCAGAGGACAUCUCCAAUGGAUAUAUCAGGUGACAGUGCCCGCGUGCCUCUUAUCCUGUCCCAGCAGUAA